This is a messenger RNA of Nematocida parisii ERTm1, 675 nucleotides long. RefSeq lists its product as uncharacterized. The transcript has a single exon. Gene Ontology annotation, cellular component: nucleus. The record is from RefSeq and is a predicted model, not a curated record. The coding region runs from base 1 to 564 and encodes 187 amino acids. Gene Ontology annotation, biological process: regulation of gene expression. NCBI's taxonomy places the organism in Eukaryota, Fungi, Microsporidia.
AUGGCAAAAGAAUCUAUUACAGCAGGCAUAACUAAAAGAAAAGUAAAGAAAAUCCGUGGUGAAAAUGAACCAAAAAAACCAACAACAGAAUAUUUCAUGUUUUUAAGAGACACAAGAAAACAACUGCAACCCGGGCUAUCAGUGAAAGAACAGACUAAAAUACUCAGCAAAAUGUGGGCAGAGCUCAAGCCUGAGGAGAAGAAAAAGUAUUCUGAGGAGUACGCAGAGGCUUUCAAGCAGUACAAGAUUGAUCUGGAGGAGUACAAAAAGACUGAUGAGUAUCAUGAUGUGCUAAAAAAGAACAAACAGCUGAAACUCGUAGAUGGAAAGAAGCCACAGUCAAACAGAAAGCCAUCUGGCUACAACUUAUUUGUUAAGGAAAAGAGUGCAAGCAUUGCUGAGGAGCGGGGAAGCGAAGCCCCUGUUCUUUCUCUUAAGGAAAUUUCUCAAAUGAUUUCUAAAAAGUGGCAGUCUUUAACUGAUGAAGAGAAAGCUGCGUAUAAAUUAAAGGCCCUUGCUGCAUCAGAGGAGAAGGAGUCUUCUGUUGAGAAUGUAGAGCCAUAAUAAAUAGUAAAAAUGAUCCUACAGGGACUCGAACCCCGACUCUUCGGUUCCGUAGACCGACGCCUUAACCAUUAGGCCAUAGGACCCCUAUAUUAUUGAAAUAAACAUUAG